This is a messenger RNA of Prinia subflava (tawny-flanked prinia), 1369 nucleotides long. Its product is annotated as granzyme E-like. Gene Ontology annotation, biological process: proteolysis. Lineage: Eukaryota; Metazoa; Chordata; Aves; Passeriformes; Cisticolidae. The transcript has 5 exons. The coding region runs from base 116 to 835 and encodes 239 amino acids. Gene Ontology annotation, molecular function: serine-type endopeptidase activity. The record is from RefSeq and is a predicted model, not a curated record.
AUGAGUCUGACUUCUGCGGUUUCCUGGAGUCUGCUCUCGGGCUAUAAAACCUUGCUGGGAGCAGGAUGAGACCCCAGAUGCUGCCCCACCUCGGAGGGAUCCACUGAAGGCUGUGAUGGAGCACCUGCAGACUCUCCUGCUGCCCCUCCUGCUGCUCCUGUGCCCCCCAGUCAGCACCAAUGAUCCCUGGAAGUGGAAGGGGAGAGGAGGAGAAGCCAAGGCCCCACCCAGGGCACACCCCACGCCCUACCUGGCCUUUUUGCAGGGGAAGGACAAUCACUCCUGUGGGGGAUUCCUGGUGGCCCCAGGCUGGGUGAUGACGGCUGCCCAGUGCUACGUCCACAGACCUCUGACUGUCAUCCUGGGAGCCCACACACUGCAGAGGAGAGAGGAGAAAAGCAGGCAAACAUUCCAGGUCAAGGACUACCACUGCCACCCAGAGUUCACGAGCCCUAAGAAGGGAAAAGACAUCCUUCUGCUGGAGCUGAAUGGCAAUGCCACCAGCAAUGGGCACGUCAGGCCCAUUUCCUUCGAGAAAUCCAAAAUUCGUGGUGGCACCGAGUGCAGCGUGGCCGGCUGGGGCUCCAGGACAGCCACAGUCACCAUCAUCAAACAAAGGGACUGCCUCAGCCACUACCCAGGGCUCGCUGACAGCCUGAUCUGUGGCCGCAGCAGUUCCUCUGGGAUACCUGAAAAGGGUGAUGCUGGGGAUCCCCUGGUCUGCAACAACAAAGCCUACGGCAUCUUCUCCUACAGGCACAACAACUGGCCUGGCUUCUACACACACAUUGCUCCUUACCUCCCCUGGGUCCACAGUGUCAUGAGGGCAGCGUGACCCUGCUCCCCCUGCAGAGCUCGCCCUCCACAGCCCCAUCCUCACCAGCUUUCUUUUCCUUUCUCGCUGGGGAACAUCUCCCAUGCUCUUUGUGGAUGUGGCAGGGAUUUCUCUGUGGCCAAGACGGGCUCUGUCCGUGAUGGGGCUGGCACAAAGGCCGUGCCUCGGCUGUGUUUGUCCCGUGUGUGCCCUGGGGAGUGUCUGCACCCCUUCACUUCACUGAUUGAGCCUUUUGUGGCUCCAGCUCUGGGGGGAGGCAGCAGGACAGCCCCAGAGAGGUGCCAUGGCUGAGGGAUGUCUGCAGCCCUCAGGGGGAGGCUGCACAAGGAGAUCAGAGGGAUCCCAAGAGCAGCCUCCUCCCUGCCUGUCCUUUGUGUCACCUCAUGUCUGGGUGUCCUCUGCCCGAGCCCUUGGUUGCCCAAGCUCCCAGGAGGACACUUCAGUUCCUGCUUCACUACUGCUGUCCCCUACUCUGAACCCUGCUGCCUCUCCUUUUCUCCUCUCUUCUGUAGCUCCAGUGUUGUAAGAACACAU